CCUCCCUAUUAAGCCUUGGGUAGCUUCAUCUCGAUCAGAGCUCACCGCUAUAUCGAUAGUCACUCAGUUCAUCAUAAGACUGGGCCUGGAGAUUCCAAAUGGGUGUUUGAGGUUGUGGGCAGGAUGUAGUCACUCUUCAUAAUGUAUAUACAGUUUGCCUGGCCACAUCUAGUGCUUUCUUCUAGUAUGAAUCCCCGUUGAGAGUCCCAUUAGAAGUGAGGAUGUCAUGCCCGGGCGAGUGAUGUUUUCUGCUCAAAAUCUGAUUCUCCGAGAGAUAAGUAUAAACUGAUCUCAAUUCGACGACUUGACAGAGAAUCUAUCUCCAGUUACAACAACUUCACCGUGUGGCGAGCUUUGCCCAGUUCUGUGAUACUGCUCCAGACUUUUGCUAGAUAGCCAGCGCAAGGCACGAACAUAAUUAUUUUGAAGCUGUCAAGUUUAUAUGUCUGAUUUCAAAGCGACAGGCUGCAGCUUGAAUUCAUAUGCUCGAUUCAAAAUUUGUCACAAAGCUCAAUUGCUAAGGCCACAUCCGGGAUAACAAAUUCAGUCUCAACAUGGGAAGGACAACUCAGCAAGGAUUUAUUGUGGGGAUCACGAUGGCGAUAGUUACAGUCACGCUUUUCAUUCUCGCCUUUAUGUUACUGUACUACUACCGACUACGGCGGCAGAGGAAACAGCUGACUUUGCACCCGCUUCCAGAAUCCGACAAUUCAGACAAUUCCAGAGAAGCGAACAACUUGUCCAUCUUGGUGCAUGUCUCUGCUUAGAUGAGGGUCAACUGCCUUAUGUACAUACUAUUUGCUUGACGGGUCCCCAUUGCGGUGAUAUGAUGUAGACAUGUCAUAUUGUUUGACUGCUUCACGGUUGUAGCCUUUAUAUUUAUAUGGGUUGGAGCCCUCGCAAUCAUGAUUAAGCCUGGGGAGAGUAUAGAGCGCUUAUAUCAAAGAUAUUGUCUUCUAGACUUCUAAUCCGCCAUUAUGUUGACAAACCUUCUAGUCUGUGAGUUCCCAUAAAUUUCUAGUCUCCUUCCAUUGCGAAGUCAUGUCCAGUUUCAGGCAAUGAUCCUCUUCACUCCGUUCCUGUCUGAAGAAUUUGAAUGUCAUUCACCAGUUUGCGCGUCAAGGAGAUGUGAAGGUGAAGUGUCGGCACUUUCGUCCAAGUUUGUAUUUUACAGAAUUUCGGGAUUCCAUACUAAUCCUCAGCCUGGUAAAGCGCGCACAACUUUCCUUGUUUCGUUCUUGUAUGUAUGUAGUAAUUGUGGUCAGCUAACGAGGAAAAAUCAAAGAGCUGCAAUGCAUGAAAGUAGAGGUCUGGAGUCUGGAGCUCGCUCGCAGCAGGCCCAACGAUCUGCAACCGAUGUUGUCUUUGCAAAAUGCAUCCGAAUUGUAACGUAGAUGUUUACAAAUACAGCAUCUGAAUGCAGAGUUUGUCGAGCUUGAGAGCAUCUAAUGGUUCUGA
Molecule: messenger RNA, 1458 nt
Organism: Marchantia polymorpha subsp. ruderalis
Lineage: Eukaryota; Viridiplantae; Streptophyta; Marchantiopsida; Marchantiales; Marchantiaceae
Source: the annotation of a GenBank genome assembly